Scheffersomyces amazonensis is the source of this 811-nucleotide messenger RNA. Its product is annotated as tubulin-binding prefolding complex subunit. The transcript has a single exon. The coding region runs from base 328 to 720 and encodes 130 amino acids. Gene Ontology annotation, cellular component: cytoplasm; prefoldin complex. NCBI's taxonomy places the organism in Eukaryota, Fungi, Ascomycota, Pichiomycetes, Serinales, Debaryomycetaceae. Gene Ontology annotation, biological process: protein folding. The record is from RefSeq and is a predicted model, not a curated record.
UAGUUAGCAGCCAAGACAAGUAUAUACUAUAAAGUCUGUUUUAAUGUAACUACUUUAUUCAGUAUAAGUUAUAUAUAUUCAGUAAUCCAUUAGCAGCAUCAUUUAUACAGUUAGGUAUAAAAUUUAGCAAUACUAUUAGAACUGAUUAAUAGAAGGUGAAAAAUUAGUAGUACGCUAUCGUAAUACUAUACCGUACCAUACUAUUUUUCACAUUUGGGCACGACACAUUCUUUUGUUGAACUGAAAAUAUAAAAUUGUGGGUAUUACCCAAUUGGGGAUAUCGAUAUCAAAAGUGCCGUGAAUACAUAAUACACACAACAAUAAAUCAUGGAGUUACUACCUGAGGGGCAAGUUAAUACUGCUACAGAAGUAUUGUGGGAGGAUCAACAAAGAAUUAAUAAGUUCUCCACUUUAAUAAAUAAAAAAGAUGAAUUAACAGCCGUACUUAAUAAAUAUAAGACUGAAAAGGAAUACUUGGAUGAUUUAUCAUUAGAGAUAGAAUUAUUGGAUGAAGAUGAAAAGAUACAGUAUAAGAUUGGUGAAGCAUUUGUGUUUAUGAAAGUUUCAAAAGCCAUCGAAAGAGUAGAGAAGAAUAAUGAAAUAUUGACAACUAAAAUAGAAGAAAUUGAUGAAUCAAUAGAUAGUUUCGAUGAACAGCUUGAAUCAUUGAAGAAAGAUUUAUAUUCCAAGUUUGGAAAUAAUAUUAAUCUCGAACGUUAAGGGGACAUUAUAGAUCCAGAUACAUCCAAAAUAGCAUACCAGCACUGUCAGUUACUGUCACUGUACUGUCAGUGUACUGUCACUGUAUAUA